AUGUCUCAAACGGAACUUUGUGCUCCUGUCUAUCUGCCGACUCCCACAGAAGAUGUGGUGUUCUCGGUUCUAGGCAGAGAAAAACAUGGCGAAAGGUUCGGCUGGUCCGAUCUUCCCCACUUUCCUGUUGGCACUAAAAGCCGACCAUUCCCCAUCACCAUUCUCUGCAGAAACGAAGACAAGUACAAUGAGCUAUGCAUUAUCGCCCCGUACACCUAUCGCAUCACCUGUAAGAAAAUCCGCAACCAUUACAAUGUCAGCCAGGCACUGUCACUACUUCGCGACUGGGAGUUCAUCUCGGAGGUUCUCUCGUCUCCGGACAGGUUCUAUCUGGUGUUUAAAGGCAAUGAAGGCCAUGAGAUGAUCACACUUUGCUGGGCUGACGCAUAUGAACUCUAUCGAGGGCAGGCUCUCCCUCAUGUUGGCCACAGAUGCACUUUGCUACUGGAGGCUCUUAUGUCCAUGAUAUUGAGAGAUAGAAAACCACAGAGACUUACUGAUGUUCAGGAGGACCUCUCCCACUUCGAUGCUGAACUUGACAGACUAACAUCAAGUUUCUCUUCCAUUCAACUAGGCGAACGGACCAAUGCGGGUCCUGGUGCAGUCGGCCCCUCAACUUCCAAGAGUUGCUCCUCCCCCACGCAAGGCUCCAUCCAAUUCAUGCAGUCGCAUGCCCCUUCAGUUGGCAAAGCUGCGCAGCAAGGAGCCAGUUGUUGUUCCAAGUGA
This is a messenger RNA of Phanerochaete carnosa HHB-10118-sp, 726 nucleotides long. RefSeq lists its product as uncharacterized. Bases 1 to 726 code for a protein of 241 amino acids. The transcript is spliced from 4 exons. Lineage: Eukaryota; Fungi; Basidiomycota; Agaricomycetes; Polyporales; Phanerochaetaceae. The record is from RefSeq and is a predicted model, not a curated record.